GCUAGCGUCCGCUCCCGCUGGCUGUUUGUGGCUCAGAGAGAAGAGAACACCUGUUGUUUCCGUCGACGCCUGGAAUCACAAUGGGUUGUGCAGCCUCAGUCCGCAGUGACGACGCACUGCGUCGACUGGAGCAGCACCAACUGGACCUUUGCCGAGUGCGCACAAAGGGUCCGAGAAAAUCCAUGGAGGGUCACACGUUGGGACGACCAGAUCCGCAUACGUCCGGAGCUCGAAGAGCCCCUGCGACACAGAAGCCGGCGGGUCCAAAAGCACCGCCGGCGAACUGGACAUCUGUGAUGAUGCCUGGCAUGGUGAUUGAUGGUGCAGACACAGUUGACCUCAAUGCUGCCUUGGUGGAACACACAAGCUCCUUCCUCACAGAGCGCUGGCCAGAACCUCCCAAUGGCAUCAAAGCAGCGUUCCCGCCAAAUCGCAUGACGCAUGAAUGGCAUUUGGCAAAGCUUGAUCGGUACUUGGAGAAGGUCGAGAAUGACCCUGGUUUGAUCGGAGAGGCAGCGGGACUCAAACGAUGGGAACUGGAAGCAGUUCAAGGUCAGCAUGCUGCACAGUGAGAGUGAGUGGUUUUCAGAAGCCACGCCUUUGCCCGACAUUUGCAUAUGGCCUCAAUCCAGGUUCUUGAGGUGUAGAAAAUGUGGGGAUUUUCUCCG
This is a messenger RNA of Durusdinium trenchii, 668 nucleotides long. The record is from the annotation of a GenBank genome assembly. NCBI's taxonomy places the organism in Eukaryota, Dinophyceae, Suessiales, Symbiodiniaceae.